Messenger RNA from Theobroma umbraticum, 2337 nucleotides. NCBI's taxonomy places the organism in Eukaryota, Viridiplantae, Streptophyta, Magnoliopsida, Malvales, Malvaceae. The record is from RefSeq and is a predicted model, not a curated record.
AUGGCUGCACAAAGCUUCAAUGUUCUUUGGACUCUUUGCCUCGUUAUUAUUUACUUUUUGCCUAUUUGUUUAGCAUUUGGUGGUGAUCUUAAGCCUAUACCAAAACCACCUUCUUACGUUUGUGAUCCUAAAUUGUGGGAAGCGAGGGGAGUGAACAUGACUGAGUUGGGAUAUUGCGACAAGAGUCUUCCGUAUGAAGUUAGAGCUAAAGAUUUGGUGGAUAGAAUGACAUUAAAAGAGAAGGCACAACAGAUGGGAGAUCGGGCUUCUGGUAUAUCAAGAUUGGGGUUGCCUGACUAUAAAUGGUGGUCUGAAGCUUUGCAUGGUGUCUCACAUUUUGGCUAUGGCACAUUCUUUACUGAGAUUGUUCCUGGUGCAACAAGCUUUCCCACCGUUAUCCUCACAACAGCAGCCUUUAACCAGUCGCUUUGGAAUGCCAUUGGAAAGGUUGUUUCAACAGAAGCAAGGGCAAUGUACAAUCUGGGGCAAGCUGGGUUGACCUUUUGGAGUCCAAACAUAAAUCCCGUCAGGGACCCUAGAUGGGGAAGGAUCACCGAGACGUCUGGAGAAGAUCCGUUCGUGGUCGGUGUGUAUGGCGUUAAUUAUGUAAGAGGUUUGCAAGAUGUUGAAGGACAAGAACAUACAGAAGAUCCUGGCUCUAGACCUCUUAAGGUUGCUGCAUGUUGCAAACAUUACGCUGCUUAUGAUCUCGAUUUGUGGCAAGAUGUUAAUCGAUUCACAUUCGAUGCACUGGUGACUGAGCAAGAUAUGGUGGAAACAUUUGUUCGUCCAUUUGAAAUGUGUAUUAAAGAUGGUGAUGUGAGUAGUGUAAUGUGCUCUUACAAUCAAGUCGACAAAAUUCCAUCUUGCGCUGAUCCCAUUCUUUUAAAACAAACGAUUAGAGAAGAGUGGAAACUUAAUGGAUAUAUAAUUUCAGAUUGUGAUGCCAUUGAAAUGAUACAUAAUGAUACAAAAGUUAAUUGGCUUGGUGUAGAUCUUGACUGUGGAGUCAAUUACCCUAAUGCUCUUGAAAAUUCAGUCUUGCAAGGAAAAGUUCAUGAGGCAGAUGUUGAUACAUCUUUAAAGUACCUCUAUACGGUACUAAUGAGACUUGGAUUCUUUGAUGGAAGUCCAUCUUUUAUGUCACUUGGGAAGAGUGAUAUAUGUACCGAAGACCACAUUGAAUUGGCAGUGCAAGCAGCUAGGGAAGGAACUGUACUUCUGAAGAAUCUUGAUGCAACUUUGCCAUUGAACCCCGAUGCCUUUAAGACCCUGGCAAUAAUUGGGCCACAUGCCAAUGCUACGACUGCAAUGAUCGGGAAUUAUGAAGGUAACCCUUGCCGAUUUGUUUCUCCACUUUCGGGCUUUUCUGCCUUCGGAGAAGUGAUAUAUGAACAGGGAUGUCCUGGCGUAAAAUGCCCAAAUGAUACGUUGAUCUUGCAGACCGAAGCUGCGAAACAAGCAGAUGCUACCAUACUUGUGGUCGGUACAGAUUUAUCAAUUGAGGGAGAGGGACUGGAUAGAGAUGAUCUCCUCCUUCCUGGUUUGCAACAGGACUUGGUCGAACAAGUUGCUAAUGCCUCCAAAGGUCCAGUAAUUCUUGUAGUGAUGACUGCAGGUGGGGUUGAUAUCUCAUUUGCUAAGGAUGAUAAUAAAAUCAAAGGAAUCUUGUGGGUUGGACAUCCUGGUCAGGAAGGUGGUCGUGCCAUUGCAGAUGUUGUCUUUGGAAAAUACAAUCCUGGAGGAAGACUACCCUUACAUGGUAUACAGGCUGAUUAUGUGGAUAAGCUACCCAUGACAUCCAUGCAAUUGCGUCUCGAGGAAAAAGGUUACCCUGGAAGAACAUACAAAUCUUUCAAUGCAACGGUAUAUCCUUUUGCAUAUGGACUAAGCUACACAAGCUUUGACUACAAGUUGACGACACACAAUGUAUCUAUCCCUAUUAAACUGAGUAAUACCCAGCACUGUCGGGAGUUGGAAUUGACAGACACAUCUGUCCAGCAACCAUGCCUUUCUGUGGUUAAUGAUUUAACUUGUGAAGAUAUAGCCGUUGAGGUUGAAGUUCAGAAUACCGGCGACAAAGAUGGUAGUGAAGUGGUUUUGUACUCAAAGCCUCCGGAGGGAAUUGUGGGAACUCCUUCUAAACAAGUUGUUGGAUUUGAAAGAGUUUUUGUUGCUGCAAAACAGAGCCAAAAGGUUAACUUUGAGCUCAAUGCGUGCAAGAGCUUGAACAUUGUCGACGGCAGCGGUUACACACUUUUGCCAUCUGGGUUGCAUAAAAUUAUGUUGGGAACAUCAUCCGAACAAAUUGAUGUAAAUGUCAGCUUCGCUAGUUAG